Rhipicephalus sanguineus (brown dog tick) is the source of this 4179-nucleotide messenger RNA. Its product is annotated as phosphatidylinositol phosphatase PTPRQ-like. Gene Ontology annotation, molecular function: protein binding. NCBI's taxonomy places the organism in Eukaryota, Metazoa, Arthropoda, Arachnida, Ixodida, Ixodidae. The record is from RefSeq and is a predicted model, not a curated record.
AUGUAUAGGAUACCGACGACUCCGUUCAUGGCAGUGACAAUCCGACUGCGGCUAAGAACACCGGACAACAAGUACAGUUCAUGGACCAAGAGAUGGAAUGUGACAUCAGCCGAGGAUGCUCCUGGAGCGGUGACGAACGUUAAGCUUCUUCGGAGUGGCUCUCGCAAUGCUACUAUCUCUUGGGGUCCACCGGAACAAAAGAACGGCGUUAUUCGGAAUUAUCGCGUCGUCUACACGCCGCUGGCGUUUCUUAUACAGCCCUGUCAAGCGCUCAACGAACCAGACACGACAGUGAUGGUGUCACCGACCCAUCACAGCGUGAACCUGACGCCACUGCACCCCUACACCAAGUACCGUCUCUCCAUAACCGCCCUCACCAGCAAGUACGGCCCGGAGAAGAAUACGACGUUCGAAACUGACCAAGCAGUUCCUGAGGGAGUGCCAACUCAGCUGCGGUACACAAGAUUUUCACAGGACACCGACACGUUAACGUGGGCCGAGGUACCUUGUGAACGACGCAACGGGCCGAUUACAUCCUACGCCGUGGAAGUGUACAGCGAUGACCCUUGGGAGACCAAGCUGCGAACCAACAACACAGUUUCUGGGACGUCGGUGGCCUACCGUGACCUGAUGCCUUACACUCACUACCAAGCCGAGGUGUACGCGUGUAACGGUGCUGGUCGAUCGCCAUUCUUUGCCUUCUUGAACUUCACUACGCCUUCUGCUGUGCCUGAUGCUCCGGCCAGCACAUGGUCGUCCGAACAGACCGAGAGCAGUCUCAAGAUACAAUGGGACCCACCUGUGCGCAAGAACGGCGCUCUGACAGGCUACAAGUUGAAUUCUUCCCUGUCCCACACAUUCAACGAUAUCCGGGCCGAAUCACGGCUGCCGAAGUCCGAGCUGCUAAAUAUCUCGGGCUCGCCAGAGUUUUACCUGCGAGGUCUGGUUCCGGGGUCAACAUACUUGGUCUGCGUCCAGGCCAAAACCAGUGCCGGAUUCGGAAAUGCUAUCUGCGAUAACUUUACCACGAAAGUUUCGGCGCCCGAUUCCCCCGCCCGCAUAUGGUCAUCCGAACAGACCGAGCGCAGUAUCAAGGUACAAUGGGACCCACCUGUCCGCAAGAACGGUGCUCUGACAGGCUACAAGUUGAACUCUUCGUUGUCUCACACGUUCAAUGGUAUCCCGGCGAACUCGUGGCUACCGAAGUCCGACUUGCUGAACAUCUCGGCAUCACCAGAGUUUUACCUGCGUGAUCUGAUUCCGGGGUCGACGUACUUGGUCUGCGUCGAAGCAAAAACCAGUGCCGGAUUCGGAAAUGACAUUUGCGACAACUUUACAACGAAGGCUUCGGUGCCUGACGCUCCGGCGAGCAUCUGGUCAUCCGAAGAGACCGAGAGUAGUAUGAGGAUACAAUGGGAUCCACCUAUACGCAAGAACGGUGCCCUGAAAGGCUACAAGUUGAACUCUUCUCUGUCCCAUACAUACAACGAUAUCCUCGCCAAAUUGUGGCUACCCAAGUCGGUCUUGAUAAACAGCUCGAACUCGCUGGAGUUUUACCUGCAAGAUCUGGUUCCGGGGUCAACGUACUUGGUCUGCGUGGAAGCUAAAACUAGUGCCGGAUCCGGAAAUGCCAUUUGCGACAACUUCAGCACAAGGACUUCGGCGCCAGAUGCUCCGGCCAGUAUAUGGUCGUCCGAGCAGACCGAGAGCAGUCUCAAGAUACAUUGGGAGCCACCUCUCCGCAAAAACGGUGCCCUGACAGGCUACAAGUUGAAAUCUUCUCUGUCUCACACAUUCAACGGUCUCCCGACGAAAUCGUGGCUCCCGAUGUCGGAUUUGCUGAACAUCUCGGACUCGACAGUGUUUUACCUGCGAGGGCUAGUCCCUGGGUCAACGUACUUGGUCUGCGUCGAGGCAGAAACUAGUGCCGGAUUCGGAAAUGCCAUUUGCGACAACUUCAUCACCAAGGAUUCAGCACCUGAUGCUCCUGCCAGCAUUUGGUCGCCCGAACAGACCGAGAGUAGUCUCAAGAUACAAUGGGACCCACCUGUCCGGCCGAACGGUGCACUGACAGGCUACAAGUUAAACUGUUCGCUGUACCACACAUACAAUAGUAUCAUGGACAGAUCGUGGCUCUCGAACUGGGUUUCGCUAAACAGCUCGGACUCGCCGGAAUUUUACCUGCAAAGUCUAGUUCCGGGGUCAACGUACUCGGUCUGCGUCGAGGCAGAAACCAGCGCCGGAUUCGGAAAUGCCAUUUGCGACAACUUCAGCACCAAGGAUUCAGUGCCUGAUGCUCCAGCCAGCAUAUGGUCAUCCGAACAGAGCGACAGCACUCUCAAGAUACAAUGGGAACCACCUGUCCGCAAGAAUGGGGCCCUGAAAGGCUACAAGUUGAACACAUCUCUCUCGCACACAUUUAAUAGUGUCCUGGACAAAUUGUGGCUACCGAAGCACAUCUUGCUAAACAGCUCGGACUCGCCCGAGUACCACCUGCAAGAUCUUGUUCCUGGCUCAACGUACUUGGUCUGCGUCGAGGCAGAAACCAGUGCCGGAUUCGGAAAUGCCAUUUGUGACGACUUCAGCACAGAUGAGUCGGCUAACUCUUCUCUGUCCCAUACAUUCAAUGGUAUCCUGGCUAAAUCAUGGGUACCUAAAUCGGACUUCUUAAACAGCUCGGACUCAACAGAGUACUACCUGUCAGAUCUCGUUCCGGGGUCAACGUACUUGGUCUGUGUCGAGGCUCAGACCAGUGCCGGAUUCGGAAACCCCAUUUGCGACAACUUUAGCACCAAGACUUCGGUACCAGAUGCUCCCACCAGCAUAUGGUCGUCCGAACAGACUGAGCACAGUCUGAAGAUACAAUGGCGCCCGCCUGUCCGCAAGAAUGGUGCCCUGACAAGCUACAAGUUGAACUCUUCCCUGUCCCACACAUUCAAUGGUAUGCUGGACGAAUCAUGGCUACCGAAGUUGGUCUUGCUAAACAUCUCGGACUUACCGGAGUUUGACCUGGAAGAUCUUGUACCGGGCUCAAAGUACUUGGUCUGCGUAGAGGCAGAAACCAGUGCCGGAUUUGGAAAUGCCAUUUGCGACAACUUCAGCACAAAGGAUGCGGAGCCUGAUGCUCCGGCCAGCAUUUGGUCGUCCGAACAGACUGAGAACAGCCUCAAGAUAGAAUGGGACCCACCUGUCUGCAAGAACGGUGCCUUGAGAGGUUACAAGUUGAACUCUUCUCUGUCCCACACAUUUAAUGGUAUCCUGGAGAAAUCGUGGUUCCCCAAGUUGGACUUGCUAAACAGCUCGGACUCACCGGAGUUUUACCUGGAAGGUCUUGUUCCGGGCUCGACGUACAUGGUCUGCGUCGCGGCAGAAACCAGCGCCGGAUUUGGAAAGGCCAUUUGCGACAACUUUACCACCAAGGCUUCGGUUCCAGAAGUUCAAGUUGAGCCCAAAGUUGGAGCAAUUGUCCACAACAAAGUUAGCAUCAUGCUGAACCCCGUGGACUUUAUGAAAGGACCGAUCACAGGCUACUACGUCAUCGUGCUUCGCGAAGGCGAAGCCAUCCCUCGCCCUGUGAAGCUCGUAAAUCACAGCACUUCACAAGACAUGGGCCUCGGGUACUACGUCGCCGCUCACCUGACACCCGACCUAUUGGAGAAACCUAUGGACUUUGUCGUUGGCAGUGGCAAUGUCGUCGGCGGUUUCGAAAAUCCGCCGCUCAGUGAUGCCACAACGUAUCGCUUUGGUCUGCUUGUUGAGAGCAACUUUUCCGGGGAAGUGCUGCAUGGCUACAGCCUCACAGCUCCUGUCACUGUCACUGGCGGCAGCAGCGUAACCGAAGUCGGUGUUGUCAUCGGAGCUGGCCUGCUUCUUCUUAUCCUAGUCACAGCAGCUGGCCUGACAUUCUGCUGCAUUCGGAGGCGGCAAGCGGCUGCUUACAGCUCUAAAAGCUCUACUAUACAAUGCAUGAAGGAGCUUCAAUCGAGGCUUUCCGAGCUUGACGAUAAUCGAACCUCGGAGUCGUGCUCCACGCCAACCACAGAAGAAAGCGACAAUCUCAAUAUAGCAAACGAGGCACCUGGCUCGCUUGCGUCGAAGACAGCGUCCGUGAAACGACCCCAGGAACACGCCAUUAAUGGCGAAGAGAGUGGCCCGCUGAAAGAAGAGUCCUCUCUAUAA